UUUCUAUUUCGAAAAAUGGCGUCGUCAGAUUCGUUUAAUGAUUUUGUAACAUGUCCCUACAAUAAGGCUCAUAAACUUAUUCGUGGACGUUUGACAAAGCAUUUGGAACGCUGCAGCCGCAUUUCGGGCAACUCGAAACAAUUUCUGGUAUGUCCCUAUAAUGAGAAUCAUCGCUACAAAGCCGAAGAGUUGAGUCUGCACAUGAAAGAAUGCCCGGAACGCAUUCGCUGGCACAGCGAAUUGCAAAAGGAAGAUCCUCGGCAACAGGCCACAGAAACUACAUGGAGUAUUUCAGCUGAAUGUGAGGAGGAUUGGGACAAGGAACCCGAUGUGCCCACAUAUAAUCCCAUUAAAUAUUGUGAGGACAAUUUUGUGGCACGCACAACUGCCAUAAACGGAAAAUCGAAAGCAGCACGACGUGAUUUUCGUGCCAAUGAACGACGCCGUCUUGCCGGCAAACAGUAAAAUCUGAAUUUUUCUUUUUUCUUUCUUUUACAAAAAUAUUUACGUGUAUUUUGAAGCAAUAUUUAAAAUAUACAAAGAUAUUUGUCUUAAGCUUA
This is a messenger RNA of Drosophila grimshawi, 560 nucleotides long. Its product is annotated as gametocyte-specific factor 1 homolog. The coding region runs from base 16 to 465 and encodes 149 amino acids. Lineage: Eukaryota; Metazoa; Arthropoda; Insecta; Diptera; Drosophilidae. The record is from RefSeq and is a predicted model, not a curated record. The transcript is spliced from 2 exons.